Molecule: messenger RNA, 4467 nt
Organism: Leucoraja erinaceus (little skate)
Lineage: Eukaryota; Metazoa; Chordata; Chondrichthyes; Rajiformes; Rajidae
Gene: fsd1l
Product: fibronectin type III and SPRY domain containing 1-like
Exons: 14
Coding region: 106-1623 (505 amino acids)
Molecular function (GO): protein binding
Source: RefSeq, a predicted model, not a curated record
GAGACUGGGGUUGCAGUGCCUUAAUUCCAAUACUGUAGUUAAAGAUCGCACCAGCAUGUCAAAGGAUGAGCUUGUUCUACUGCAGAUUAGUUUUUACUGAAUUUAAUGGAGGAAGAAUUGCAAAGGAUAAUCUCAACACUGGCAAACAAAGAUGAUGAAAUACAGAAUUUCAUUGAAACAUUAAAUCACACUUUACAAAAUGUUCAGAUCAAUACUGCCAAGGUGCUGUUAGACUUGGAGCAAGAAUUUGGUACUCUCCAGACCACCCUGGAUGAAAUGAAGGACAGUAUGGCAAACAAAAUUAAACAAGAACAAGCAUACAAAAGUCAAGAACUCCAGAACCAACUGACUAUAUGCAGCAAUGCAUUGGAAGGCUCAGAGGAGCUGUUGGAGUAUGCAAAUAGGACACUGAGCACAAAGGACUCUGAAGCUUUCACUAAGGCUGCCAAGCAGAUCAAGGAUAGGGUAACAAUGGCUCCUGCAUUUCGACUAUCUUUGAAACCAAAGAUUAGUGACAACAUGACUCAUUUGAUGGUUGAUUUCUCCCAGGAAAAGCACAUGCUUAAAUCACUAAAAUUUUUACCAGUCCCACGAGCUCCGGAGGUAGACCCAGCUGAUUGUUUGGUCGCUGAUAAUUGUGUGACGAUAAUGUGGAGCAUAUCAGAAGAUGAUAAAAAAAUUGAUCACUACAUACUAGAAUACAGGAAAACCAACCAUGAGGGACUUCCUAGAAUUAAGGAAGAAAAGAACUGGGACAUCAUUGAUUACAUCAAGACUACUGAAUACACACUCUCAGGAUUAAAGUUUGAAUCCAAAUACAUGAAUUUCCGAGUAAGGGCGUGCAAUAAGGCUGUGGCAGGGGACUACUCUGAACCAAUAACCUUGGAAACAAAAGGUUUCAACUUUAACUUUGAUGGUACAACUUCACACCAGAACUUAAAAGUUGAUGAUUUCAGUGUUGAAUGGGACUCUUCAGGUGGAAAAGGACAGGAGAAUAAAGUAAAAGGGAAAGAAAAUAAGGGCAGUGGCCAGGUUUCCUUGCUGAAGAGGAAUAUGAGAAGUGGUACGCCAUCACCCAAAAGGACAUCCGUAUCCUGCCGACCAGGUUCAGGAAGAAGUAACAGAGAUCGUUUUUCUGGUGAAUCAUAUACAGUAUUAGGUGAUGGAGUGAUUGAAAAUGGUCAACAUUAUUGGGAAGUGAAGUCUCAAAAAGACUGUAAAUCCUAUAGUAUAGGUGUAUCUUACAGGAAUCUUGGAAAGUUUGAUCAGCUGGGGAAGACAAUUACUUCAUGGUGUGUUCAUAUUAACAACUGGCUGCAGGCAUCCUUUGCUGCUAAACACAACAACAAAGCCAAAGCCAUGGAUGGGCAGGUUCCAGAUAGAAUAGGAGUAUACUGCGACUAUGAUGGAGGUCAAAUUUCCUUUUAUAAUGCUGAUACAAAGCAAUUAUUACAUACUUUCAAGACAAAAUUUACUCAACCAAUAAUUCCAGCAUUUAUGGUCUGGUGUGGUGGCCUAAGCUUAUACACAGGACUACAAGUACCAAGUGCUUUAAAAUCCUUCCAGAAGGGCAAUGGUGAAUUAAGCAACUCUGCGAACAGUUUAAUUACUCUUGCUCAGUAACGAAGUGUGUGAGACUAACCUACAUGGAGUGGUGUGAUUUAUUGUUUUUAGUUUCUCAUUGAGUUGAAAAUCUGUCGUACAAGCAAUGGAAGCCAGGAUACAAUGGACCAAUUCCACUCUUUGUUUCUGAUGCACCCAGUUAUGACGGAAAUUUUCAGCGGGUACUGUACAAAUGCUGAAUCGUAACUCAGGGUAACAUCCAUAGUCGGCAAGUCCACGUCCUCAUGAAUUUCAAAAUAAUACGUUUAUAUAUAGUUUACACUCAUUAUUUAAAGAUUUUAUCCUCUGUGUGCACUCUGUACUCCUAUUAUUCCUUUAGCUGGAAGGAACAUGUAAAAAUCACAAAAGGAGCUAGUUUAGAUUUUAGGCUUGGCUUAUAAAACUGACCUGUGGUGGAGAAAUGUAACAUUCCUUCUGGGUGGGAUAAUUUGGCUAUGAUGCCAGGAAUUGAUUGAAUUGGAAUAGUUUGUAAUCAAGCUGAAUGCAAUGAUUGCACAAAACUGAUAACACCAAAGCAUGAUGUUUAAACUUAUCUUUCAGCAAGUACAUGUUUUAAAGCUGCCUUAUUUAUUGCAACUUGAAGUGUAAAUUAAGGGAAUAUAAAACCACCAAGAUAAAUGGUCAUUAUAAAAAUAUUGCUAGUGAGAGGUUUUUAUUCAAGCUAAGGGAAUCUGCUAAACUGCUUAGUAGAGGUGCUUCAGCACAACGGCUGAAUUUCUAAACGCAUUGGAUUCAGUUGGACUUCACCAAUGAAUCAAAAAAGCUGGAAUCUGUUAGUGUGCUUCCUGAGCUAUAUCAACUAGCAUUGAUAAUUGUUAAACCUGUUAAAUGAUAAAUUUGCAUAUCACUUGAAUAAAAAUGCACUGAUGCUGUCAGUAAAGGUGGAAUGACAACUGAUCUGCCUGAGCUGUGUUUAAAGAAAAACUUGUAGCUUCUCUAUAAUACAGUGUGCAUGCUCUUUUAGUCUAAUAUUAGUGCCUAUGAAGCCAUGGCUUCACUAAGUUGUCAGAUGGAUAAGUGUCCUGUAAAAUAAUUCUUGACAUUUACCCUUGUUGUAUACAGGAUAAAUUGAUCAACUAGUAUUACUAUUUUGUCCACUGGGUUUCAUCAGACAACUUGUUUUCUAACAUUAAUCUGUUGUUGUAAACCAUUCCCAGCAUAUCUUUAAUCAUCACCUCCAAUUCAGUCUGCAAAAAAUGAAUUUCUAUUGCUGGGAGCUCAUAGCUCACAUUUCACAGCUUCAUGGGGCAAGAUAGGAUACCAAGAGGCCUUCAUUCUCCUGUUGGAAUAGGUGAAUCUGAGUUUUGGAUCUAAUUUUGAUUAGUCAUAUACAGUUGAUUGAAAAUAAAUGCUCUUAAGUAAAAUGUGAAUUAAGCGUAAUUGCAAGUAGUAGCACUUUAAAAGUCAUGUGUUUAUUUCCAUUCCAGUUUCUUGCUCUCCACCUUCACUGGGGUAUUUGUAUUAAUAUUCAAUUUAUUUACUUGCACUGCUGUUUUGUAAUGGUUCUAAAUGGUUUUACUAGUUUACCUAAAGUAUCUUAAUCGGUAUUCUACAAUUAUAGAUAAUGGGAGAUAAAUUGGAAGAACUAUUUAUUUAGAGUUAUGAGCAGGGCAAAUGAUUGCAGGUUUAAUGUUGCCGGAAGGCGAAUAGCUCUGCACUGGAACAUCUUUAUCUGUACUUUGGUCAGUAAUAACAAAAAAAUGUUUUGUCAAGACCAUGAAGUCAGAUUUUCAUUUAAUGAAGCAUAGGAUAUCAAACUGAGGAUUUUCAAAUUAUUGAAAUAAAUCUGCUGCAUCCUUGAACCACGAAACAUCAAUAUUGCAUGGAUUGUUAAAAGGAUUCUCUGUAAAUCCUGAAGUAUAAAAAAUAUAUAUAAUUGCAAGUGAUCCUAUUGAAGAAUAUUACCGUGAAGAAGUUGAUUACCUUUGGUCUGUAAGUGUUUAUUCUUUGAGUAAUCUACUGUUACACCAGAACUUGCUGCAGACUAAUUAUUCGUUGAUCUCUUUAGUUUUCAUUAUAUAGUUGAAUAAUUUUGUAUUUAUGAUCUAAAACUGUUGGGAAGUAUAUCCCUUGUAUGUAUUAAUACCUCCAGAAUGAUAUCACCCAGAAUGUGAGCAUUAGUCUUUGCCCAAACAAGGCUUGAUUUUAUUUCCUGGAGUGAAUAAAAUGAUAAACGACACUUAAUAAGAAGACAGUUCAAACUUAUGGAAUUUUAAUGCUGCAAAUAUCCAACCUUACUCCAGUUAAUGUGGAAUAAAUUGAAUAAUCUGUUAAACGGUUCAUGCAUUUGGCUUUACAAAAGGAAAUAUGGUGAUAGCAAUUUUUUGACCACUUGAAGGUUUUACAUAGAAGAUACUGAUCAAGAAACUAUUUGUUUCAGCUAAAUAUUUAUUACUUGUAAUUACCACCUAACUUGUAUAAUAUCAUCAAACAGUACUAUUUUUAAAAUAGAUUUUGCGUUACUGCAACGUGCUAUAUUUUGAUCUGUGUGCUGUUGUAUUUUUGAAUUGUAGCAGGUAAUUCUGCUUUAUCUCGCUGCAUUGUGUGGGCUUAUGACUGUCCCGGUUGCUGUAAAUUCAUAGGAAAUGCCCGUUGAUGGCCAAAGUGAUAUUUGUAACUUAUACAAGUGAGCUAUAAUUUUGCAGACUGCAACAAAGUACUGUUAUAAAUGAACAUCAUGUGAUCUAUUGAGAAUUCACUGUAAAAGUAAACAAACCCCAUUCUCUGUCUUGCAUAUCCCUGUCCUCCACCGAGACCAUAAACGAUGCAGUUUCAACCAUAUGGUUUAGUUCCUACUGAGUGAACAAUAUUUGUUUUAAUUAAAUCUUCCCCAUUUUAAUGUUA